CAGUGAUAGUAGCAGCUGUAGUAAGUUGUUGUCUUCUUCAGUCUCCGUCAGCCGGCGAGCAGGGCGCGUGGGCUACUCGGCGUGACGUCAGUCCCAGCAUGGCGGUCAAGGUGCAGUCCACCAAGCGAGCUGACCCCAAUGAGCUGAAGGAAAUAUUCCUGAAGCACGCGAGUGUGGUGGAGGAUGGGGAACAUUACAUGACUCCUAAAGAUUUUGUGCAGAAUUAUCUGGGACUUCACACUCAACCCAACCAUAAUCCCAAAACUGUACAACUCAUAGCUGGAGUCGCCGACACCACUAAAGAUGGACUGAUCUCUUUCCAGGAGUUUCUCGCCUUUGAAUCAGUACUAUGUGUGCCGGAUGCCCUCUUCAUUGUUGCCUUUCAGCUAUUCGAUAAGACUGGAACUGGUGAUAUUUCUUUUGAAAAUGUACGAGAUAUCUUCAGUCAGACCACAGUGCACCAUCACAUCCCCUUCAACUGGAACUGUGAAUUCAUCCACCUGCACUUCGGCCAGGACCGCAAAAAACGCCUCAGCUACUUAGAGUUCACUCAGUUCCUCCAGGAGCUGCAGUUGGAGCAUGCCCGCCAGGCCUUUGUUCAGAAAGACAAGAAGAACAGCGGGAUGAUCUCAGCUCUAGACUUCAGUGACAUCAUGGCCACCAUUCGCCACCAUGUGCUAACGCCGUUCGUAGAGGAGAACCUUGUCUCAGUUGUGGGUGGAGGCACCACACACGUGGUCAGCUUCUCGUAUUUCAACGCCUUCAACUCCCUCCUCAACAACAUGGAGCUCAUUCGUAAGAUCUACAGCACAAUAGCCGGCACGCACAAGGACACACUCGUCACCAAAGAGGAAUUUGUUAAUGCUGCCAACAAGUUUGGUCAGAUCACUCCUAUGGAGGUAGACAUCCUGUACCAGCUCUCUGGCCUCCACGCUCACUCAGGUCGUUUGAAUCUGGCUGAUAUAGAGAGAAUAGCUCCUCUGGAGGAAGGCGCUCUGCCGUAUCACCUUGCUGAAGUGCAGAGGCAGCACACAGACGCUUCACGGCCAGUCUGGCUCCAGGCUGCGGAGUCUGCGUACCGCUUCACGUUGGGCUCCAUCGCGGGAGCCACGGGUGCCACAGCUGUGUACCCCAUAGACCUGGUGAAGACACGCAUGCAGAACCAGAGGUCCACUGGCUCGUUUGUGGGAGAGCUCAUGUACAAGAACAGCUUUGACUGUGCAAAGAAAGUGCUACGAUACGAGGGUUUCAUCGGCUUCUACAGAGGUCUGCUUCCACAACUGAUCGGAGUAGCUCCUGAGAAGGCUAUCAAACUCACUGUCAAUGAUUUUGUGAGAGAUAAAUUCACUGAUAAAGACGACACCAUUCCACUGGCUGCAGAAAUACUGGCAGGAGGCUGUGCUGGAGGAUCUCAGGUGAUCUUCACCAAUCCUCUGGAGAUUGUGAAGAUCCGUCUGCAGGUGGCCGGUGAGAUCGCCACAGGGCCGCGGGUCAGCGCUCUCACUGUUGUGCGGGACCUCGGAUUCCUUGGACUCUACAAGGGAGCGAAGGCCUGCUUCCUCAGAGACAUUCCUUUCUCUGCCAUCUACUUCCCUGUUUACGCUCAUGCCAAGAUCCAGCUAACUGAUGAGGAGGGCAGACUGGGGGCGCUGCAGCUGCUCACCGCUGGAGCUAUCGCAGGUGUCCCCGCUGCUUCGUUGGUGACCCCUGCUGAUGUCAUCAAAACGCGUCUGCAGGUGGCAGCCCGUGCAGGCCAGACAACAUACAGCGGUGUGAUCGACUGCUUCAGAAAGAUUCUGAGGGAAGAGGGUUUCAGUGCAUUCUGGAAGGGAGCAGGAGCACGUGUGUGUAGGUCUUCCCCUCAGUUUGGUGUCACACUCGUCACCUAUGAGCUCCUGCAGAGGUGGUUCUACGUCGACUUUGGAGGACACCGACCCGCUGGAUCAGAGCCAACAGCAAAGCCGCGGAUCUCAGAUCUUCCUCCACUGAGCACAGAUCACAUUGGUGGAUACAGGCUGGCCGCUGCAACGUUUGCUGGAGUGGAGAACAAGUUUGGUCUGCACCUGCCCAAGUUCAAAUCGUCAGGUGCUGUAACAGUCAGAGCCGCUCCGACAGAGCAGACGCCCCAGGCCUCAUAGAGCGCCAUUCAGCUCCAGCCAGCUGUAUGAUCAGCCUUCAGACGCCUCUUUCCUUCAAACUCAAACCCUGCCAUUUAGCCGGAGUGACACUCCUAUGCAUUACAACUGUGUCCCCUCCUCCUGCAUGAACAGGGCUCUUCGUAUUUAUCUAUUUAUUUAUUACUUCUUGCAUGGUUUGCACAAAUGUUACUGCACAUAUUGUAUAUGUACGUGCAGGGAAAACUUUGAUCCUUUAAAAGCGCUAAAUCUGUUAUAAAUACAGAUCUGGAAAAAAUUGAGAGUGAUUUUGCUAUUUAUAGGUAUAUGUAUGAAUAAAAUGAACAUUGUUGUUUUA
This is a messenger RNA of Astyanax mexicanus (Mexican tetra), 2472 nucleotides long. Its product is annotated as calcium-binding mitochondrial carrier protein Aralar1. NCBI's taxonomy places the organism in Eukaryota, Metazoa, Chordata, Actinopteri, Characiformes, Acestrorhamphidae. The record is from RefSeq and is a predicted model, not a curated record. The coding region runs from base 99 to 2138 and encodes 679 amino acids. Gene Ontology annotation, biological process: malate-aspartate shuttle; aspartate transmembrane transport; L-glutamate transmembrane transport. Gene Ontology annotation, molecular function: L-glutamate transmembrane transporter activity; calcium ion binding; L-aspartate transmembrane transporter activity. The transcript has 18 exons.